Aquila chrysaetos chrysaetos is the source of this 897-nucleotide messenger RNA. Its product is annotated as translation initiation factor IF-2-like. Bases 1 to 897 code for a protein of 298 amino acids. The transcript has 4 exons. NCBI's taxonomy places the organism in Eukaryota, Metazoa, Chordata, Aves, Accipitriformes, Accipitridae. The record is from RefSeq and is a predicted model, not a curated record.
AUGGACCCAUCAGGGGAUACCUCCUUCAUGCUUGCUGCUCCCUUCCCCGAGUACCAACUGCAAACCGCCUCAGGGCGCCGGUCCCGCCAGAGCCCGGAGCAGGACGCAGGCGGCUUCCACCCCGCCUCAGCCGAGAAACGCUCCCCGCAGCCCGGCCCGGGCAGCGCCCAGCUCCCCCCCCCACCACCACCCCCGGCUUUCGGCAGCAGAGACCCCUGUGCAGGGCCGGGGCCGCCCCGAGCGCUGCCGGCGCCCGGCCAGCGCCCCGAACCACGCAGGAUUUCGGCGGCGGAGCGCAGCCCCACCGGCGCCUUCUGCCCGCGGCUGCGGGGAAAUGCGAGCAGCCAAGUCGGGCUGAGACCUGGCCCGGCCGCCGCCAGAGCACCCUCUCCCCAGCACCCCACCGCCGGCCGGUCGGGCCCCGGCAACCCACCUCCGGCCGGGCGGCCGGGCCCCGGCACCCCACCUCCGGGCGGCCGGCCGGCCGGGCCCCGGCACCCCACCUCCCGCCGGCCGGCCGGCCGGCUACUCCCCCUCAACGUGUCGGUGCUCACAAGCUUAACUCCUUGGGAGCCGCCGCUCCGGCCCCCGCUGCGGGGGUGGGAGGGAGCUGGGGCCCGGGACGGACCCUUGCCAGGAGGGGAUCGGAGCCCCCCCGAGGACACGCCGGGAGGGGAGCGGGAAUUAGUGAGCUGUAGCUCCAGAAGAGCAGUCAGCGGCGAGGCCAGCAGCGGCAACGGUAAGUGGGCGUCUAAACGGCAGAUUGAAGCGGACCGGGAGGUUCCCGAGGUCCAGGAGCGCCGGGGAAGAGCGGGGGGACCCGUCCACAGCCGGCGGCUCUCGCGAGAGAGGCGGACGCGGCGUGGGCGUUGCCGGGGGCAACCGCGGGAGAUUUGA